This is a messenger RNA of Harpia harpyja (harpy eagle), 491 nucleotides long. Its product is annotated as B-cell receptor-associated protein 31-like. Bases 45 to 491 code for a protein of 148 amino acids. Gene Ontology annotation, cellular component: endoplasmic reticulum membrane; endoplasmic reticulum. The record is from RefSeq and is a predicted model, not a curated record. Gene Ontology annotation, biological process: intracellular protein transport; endoplasmic reticulum to Golgi vesicle-mediated transport. The transcript is spliced from 4 exons. NCBI's taxonomy places the organism in Eukaryota, Metazoa, Chordata, Aves, Accipitriformes, Accipitridae.
GGGUGGCCCUGCAGAGCAGCCCCGGCGCCCUCAAGCAUUUCCACAUGAAGCUUUUCCGAGCCCAGCGCAACCUCUACCUGGCCAGUUUCGCCCUCCUGCUCUCCUUCCUCCUGCGCCGCCUGGUCACCCUCAUCUCGCAGCAGGCCGUGCUGGGCGCUUCCAGCGAAACGUUCCGGAAACAGGCGGAAGGCGCCAGCCAAGCCGCCCGCCGUUACAUGGAGGAUAAUGACGCCUUGCGGAAGCUGCAGGAGGCAGGGGGUGACGGGGGCGGCCCGUCGUCCCCCUCCCACGACGAGAACGAGACCCUCAAGGCCAAGGUGGAGAAGCUGAAGGAGGAGCUGGCGGCCAGCAAACACACUCUGGAGAAGGCGGAGAACGAGGUGCAGGCCAUGCGGCGCCAGGCCGAGGGGCUGACGCGGGAGUACGACCGGCUUCUGGACCAGCACGCGCGCCUGCAGGUGGGAGGGGUGGGCACCCCAAGCCCCCUAUGA